AUACUCUAGGAGUAGAAGUACAGCCAGAUGAUCAGACUUUCCAAAGUGUGGGCAUGGGAUGACACAGUAGGCAUUUUUGAUGGUGGUUGUAACUUUCUCCUUCGGGUGUACUAAUAACGCCGAAUUCAACGUCGAGAUAAACCACAGUCAAUGAAACCAGAUCGCAGUAAGAGUAACCAUUUACUGUUCACUCUUCACAUUAACAUAUGGUGAAAACUGUUGAUAAAACAAUACAAGAUUGAUACAGUAUUUGUUCCUUCCUUAAUAUAAUAUUUCAAUUGUAAAUACUUGCAAAGGUGACUAUAACUACAUUACACUAAGGUGCAGUAUACAGGGAGAGUUUACCUGCUCCAUUGACUACUUUAAAUACACUUCAAUGCAAACUAUCCGCAACUCUUUAACUAACGAAAGCAUAAACAUUAUCGACCGUCGUUACUUUUAACAGGAUCGGCAUUAACAUCUUAGUUCAAUAUAUCAAUUAUCUAUUAACUUAUGUACAAUGUCCUGGGUAUGUUACUCAAAAUGGCCUCUUUGGUUUGUUACAAGUAGGAAUGUUUCUUUGUCGGAUAAGUGUUUCUCUAGCCGUUGUUUCACUUUAGAAUGGCUGAUAUGGUAAUUGUAUUCAUUUGUUAAUCAAUGGGGAAUGUCAUUGUGUCUUGUGAUGCUGGGAACUUGGGGGAGGGGUUUUCGCGGGUUUUUUGGGGGAGGCCGAGGAAGACAUGGAAGAAGGUGGACGUGUGCUGGACUGCUCGUAAGACCACCGGGGUGGUCCCAGGUGCGACGGCCGGAUGGGUCGAUUGGUUCGUUGAUUGAGCUCCAACGAGUGCACUAAACAGACUGAACUUUGAUAAGUGGCGCCUUUUGUUUUUUUUCCUUGUGUAUAUAUAUUGUAUUGCUUACUACUCUUUUUAAUUUUAGUAAACUCUUUAAAGUGUAUUUCAUAACGGUAUUUGUUGUGGAUUUGAUACUGUUGGCGGGCUCGAGGCGUAAACUCGAUUCUCACAGCACCUGCGUGUACGGGAGGUGGGUUGGAGAGUGGCUGGAUCCCUUUUUUCCCCUAGACAUAUACCAGCCUGUGGGUAAGUGUUACAUUUGUGGGGUGCUCGUCCCGGAUUGGAUUGUCAGGGGCUGUGGAGUCGCGCAGGCAGCAGAGGAAGAUGGACAGAGAUAAGUUUGUUUGUUGGUGCCAGUUUGAAGAUGUACCGGUACAGUACGCAUGCGUAGUGAGCGGAGUGGAUGUUCGAGUUUCGGGAGACGCGAUAGUGAGGGGUUUAAGUUCGGUGAAGGGUAUUGGGCAGGUAGAAUUGGUAGCUAGACGGUGUGGUAAAGAGGUAGAGUCUAGCUGGGUGUUGGUUCGUACGAGUGCUGAAGUCAGGACGGUGGAACUGCCGGCGACGGUCAGUGUACCGGGGGAGGCGGGCCCGUGGGGGCUCCACUCCUACCAGGAUGAGGCUGAGGAGACAUCGGGGGAAGAGUUAGAGCUAGAGGUGGACCCCAGAGAGGUGCCCGGCACUAGUAAAGGGAGGUGGGAGGAGGGAGUCGUGACUAAGCCCCGCUCCCCAGGUAGGGUGGAAGUCUCGGAGCUGGCAGCUGCACUUAACUCCCUGGUGGGGGUGGCCGAGAGGCCACGGCUGAAGCUGGGGGUGUUCUCCGGAGCCAAGCCUACUCCGGAUGGGGAGGUGGACUAUGAGACCUGGAUCGAGCAUACGUCUUUGAUGUUAGAGGAGUGGCCAGGCUCAGAGGAGGAGAAGAGGCAGCGAUUGGUGGGAAGUUUGAGGGGUUUAGCAGCCACAACCAUCCGGGAGUUGAAAGCUGAGAAGCCUGGGGCCUCAGUGGAGGACUGCCUACAAGUUUUGGAGGGAGCGUUUGGGUUGUCAGGGGAACCCUGGCUGCUUUUAGCAGAGUUUCAACGCCUGGAGCAAUGGAGAGGGGAAAAGCUCUCCGAGUACAUAUUUAGGAUGGAGGGGAUGCUCUCGGGGCUGCGGCGCCGAGGGGUAGUGAAGGCGACUGACGUGGCUAGCGUGAGGAUGAGUCAGAUAUUCAGUGGCUCUCUGGAGGAGGACAAGGUGGCGUGGACUAUCCGGCAGGCUUAUAGGAAAGGUCCCCCUCCAUCCUUCGGGCAACUGAUUAGAGAGGUGCGAGAGGAAGAGAGAGCAUUGGGGCGGAAAAGGGGCACGGGCCUACGGGAGCGAUCCUCAGCGAUACAGGAAGUGGUGGCUGAGUGGAGGAAUGACAAACCCCUGGGGAGUAGGGAACCCCCUUUGGAGGGGAGGGACAGGGGAGGUACCUACUCUCAGGGGCGAUCAGUGCAGUGGAUUGGGAGCAGGAGCCGUCCUGGGAGAGGAGGGGCAGCCGGCAGUGUGUGCGUUAACUGUGGGAAAGAGGGGCAUUUCAGGCGGGACUGUGGAAGGCCAAGGGUGUGCUAUAGCUGUGGAGAGGAGGGUCACUUUAGGUGGGAUUGUGAGAGACAAGGAGUCCCGCGGAGGACAAGCCCCCCUGCGACUAAGAAGGGAGAGGUGUCGGGGAAACUUAGGAGAGGCUCAGUGAGGGAAUGGACUGGAGCCUCUGGAGGAACACGUUCCCAGAGAUCAGCCGGAAGACCACCGGGUGCCCACGCCUCUGUUCCGGAUGGGCUGGUAGGACCCCGUGCCAGUGUGGGUCUACGGAUAGAGGGAGUUUACGCAAAAGCCGUUCUUGAUACUGGAUCGCAGGUGACCUUAUUGUACCGGUCUUUCUACAAUCAACAUCUAAAGCAUUUGCCCGUAACACCAUUUGACGCCCUGCAGAUUUGGGGUGUGAGCGAGGGUGACUACCCGUACGAUGGGUACCUAUCGGUGAGAUUGGAGUUCUCGGAGGGCGAUGUGGGAGUGUCGGAAGCUAUUGAGACGUUGGUGUUGGUGUGUCCUGACCCGGUGGAAACCGGUGGUGCUGCCCUCCUGGUGGGGACUAACUCCCCAGUUGUGCGACGGCUCCUGGGAGCUUGUAAGGAGAAAGGGGGGGAAGACUUUCUGGAGACCCUCUCGGUGCAUCCAGUGUUUCGAGCAGUGUUCGAAGAAGGGGUUGCCUCCCAAGGGCUGGACCCGGAGUGUAAACGAGGGACGGUGUGGUGUACGCAGGCGAGGCCCAAGGUGAUCCAACCAGGGGAGGUAGCACUAGUGAUGGGGACCCCCAGAUUCCCAGGAGUGCCGACAGGAGAAGCCCUGUUAGUAGAUGCCCCAGACGAUCUUGAAGGGGAGACACGAUUUCCGGCGGGGGCGCUGGUGAGGCCCGAAGUGCAGAGACCAGGGGUGGUACAUGCGAGGCGUAUAGCUAUAAGUGUCAGGAACACCACGGCAAGAGAAAUCACCUUUAAGAGGGGAAUGCCGCUGGCACAUCUGUUCCCGGUGACGGUAAUGUCCAGCGCACCAGUGCGGACCCCUAACGGGGAGGGAUCGGAGCAUCGAAGGGAGCUGACCGCUGAAGCCUUUAACUUCGGGGAUUCCCCAGUGUCGCCGGAGUGGAAACGCAGGCUAGUGGAGAAGAUGCUGAAGAUGGAAGCUGUUUUUUCUCGGGGCGAGUUUGAUGUUGGCUGCUCCAAAAGCACUCGCCACACCAUCCGGGUGACGGAGGACACCCCGUUCCGAGAGAGAUCCCGGCGGCUGGCUCCGGCAGAUGUUGAGGACGUGCGACAGCACUUGUGCAAGUUGAAGGAGGCCGGAAUCAUAGCUGAGUCUCGAAGUCCUUAUGCGUCCCCAAUAGUGGUGGCACGGAAGAAGAAUGGGCGAGUGCGCAUGUGUGUUGACUACAGGACGUUGAAUCGGCGAACUGUCCCUGAUCAAUAUACUGUCCCAAGAGUCGAGGAUGCGUUGGCCUGCCUGAGCGGUGCAAAGUGGUUCAGUGUGCUGGAUUUAAGAAGUGGGUAUUACCAGAUCCCGAUGAGUGCGGCCGAUAAAGAGAAGACCGCUUUUAUCUGCCCACUGGGGUUCUUUCAGUUCGAACGAAUGCCCCAAGGCAUAUCCGGAGCCCCAGCCACCUUCCAGAGGCUCAUGGAGAGAACUGUGGGGGAUAUGAAUCUGUUGGAGGUGCUGGUGUACCUGGACGAUUUGAUAGUGUUUGGAUCGACUUUGGAGGAACAUGAGGAGAGACUGUUGAAGGUGUUGGGCCGGCUUAAUGAAGAAGGGUUGAAGCUUUCCCUGGACAAAUGCCAGUUCUGCAAGUCGUCGGUUAACUACAUUGGCCAUAUCAUUUCGCGAGAGGGAGUGGCUACUGAUCCAACCAAGAUAGAGGCUGUGACCACCUGGCCGAGACCCCAGAAAGUGGGUGCUCUGCGCUCAUUUUUGGGGUUCUGUGGGUAUUACCGGCGAUUUGUGAAAGGAUACGCAAAAGUGUGUCAUCCGUUAACUCAGCUGUUGUGUGGCUAUCCCCCGGUGGGGAAGAAGAGGACGGGGAACCAGAGGCAGGAUGCUGGAGGAUACUGGAACCCGGCGGAACCUUUUGGCUCAAGAUGGGAUGAUCGAUGUGAAGAGGCGUUCCGAUCUUUGAAAAGGGCACUGACCCAGGCCCCGGUGUUGGCUUUUGCCGAUCCCCAGAAGCCAUAUGUGCUGCACACGGAUGCCAGCCGAGAGGGUCUCGGGGCUGUUCUGUACCAGGAGCAUGGCAAAGCAUUGAGGCCGAUAGCCUUUGUCAGCCGAAGCUUGUCGCCAUCGGAGAGAAACUAUCCCACUCACAAGUUGGAGUUCCUGGCGCUGAAGUGGGCGGUGGUGGACAAGCUGGGCGAUUACCUGUACGGAGCCAAGUUUGAGGUGAGAACGGAUAACAAUCCUCUCACUUAUAUUUUGACUUCGGCGAAGCUGGAUGCCACAGGACAUCGGUGGCUGGCGGCAUUGUCGGUAUAUGAUUUCAGCCUGAGGUACCGCCCCGGAAGCAAGAAUAUCGAUGCGGAUGCAUUGUCUCGUCGGGAGCCGGGGGAGGAGGAGAAGGACGAGGAGUGGGAGAGUGUCCCUGCCCCUGGAGUGAAGGCGAUGUGUCAGUUUGUUAUCACCGUGAAGGCCGAGGGAAGAGGGAGGCUGGAACGAGCCGUGGACCAUUUGGGGGUUUUUGACGACGCCAUACCCCUAGUUUACUGUGACCUGACCGCUCUGGGGAAUAAACAGUUGCCGGAACUGAGUCCGGGGGAAGUGGCAACUGCUCAGCAAAAUGACCCGGGCAUUGGCACAGUGUGGAGAGCGGUCGAGAAGGGGGAUGGGGCGUUGGCUGAGAAGGCGAAACACCCAUACGUGCCUCUGUUGUUGAAGGAGUGGUCUCGGUUGAAGUUAAAGAACAAAAUCUUGUACCGGGUAACGGCGCCUCCGGACCAACCCCGCUGUUGGCAACUGGUCCUGCCAGAGGAGUAUCACCAGACUGUACUCCAGGCCUUACAUGAUGAUUCUGGACAUUUGGGGGUGGAAAAGACAUAUGGAUUACUCAAAGACCGGUUCUACUGGCCCCGGAUGAGGGGGGACGUCGAAGAAUACUGUAGGGGAUGCCGUCGUUGCAUCCAGAGGAAGACCCUGCCAGCGUUGGCGGCUCCACUGUCGCACUUGCAGAGUGCGGGACCUCUGGACCUGGUAUGUAUGGAUUUCCUGUCGAUUGAGCCUGACACCAGCAACACCGCGAAUGUAUUAGUCAUCACCGAUCAUUACACUCGCUAUGCUCAGGCAUUUCCCACCAAGGAUCAGAAGGCGACGACAGUGGCGAAGGUGCUAUGGGAGAAGUACUUUGUGCAUUACGGCCUUCCCAGGCGAAUCCAUAGUGAUCAGGGGCGGGACUUUGAGAGCCGCCUUAUCCAGGAAUUACUGACUAUGCUUGGGGUUGAGAAAUCCAGGACUACCCCUUACCACCCACAGGGAGAUCCUCAGCCAGAGAGAUUCAACAGGACCCUGUUGGAUAUGCUUGGGACGCUGGAGAUUGGGCAGAAAAGCAGGUGGAGUCGUCAUAUUGGACAAUUGGUUCACUGUUACAAUUGUACUCGCAAUGAGGCUACAGGGUAUUCACCCUAUUAUCUGAUGUUUGGGCGGGAAGCGAGGUUGCCCAUUGACGUGUGUUUUGGAGGUGGAGUGGGUGAAUUUCCCGGGAAGUCCCAUCUAAAGUACGUGUCCGACAUGAAGAGGGAGUUACAGCGGGCGUACGAGUUGGCCGAGGCGGCGGCUACCAAACAAAAUCGGCGGAAUAAGAUGCGGUAUGAUCGAAAGGUGAAGUUUGUACAAUUAUUACCGGGCGACCGGGUCCUUUUACGGAAUUUGGGACUCCCUGGUAAGCACAAGUUGGCAGAUCGAUGGGCGGCCAGCCCCUAUGUAAUAGAGAGCCAGAUGCCGAACCUGCCAGUUUACCGGGUGAAACCCGAGGAUGGAAAAGGGCCUAUCAAGGUACUCCAUAGGAAUCACCUGCUGCCACUGGGUCAAGCGGUGCAGGUGGAUAAGGAGCCCGAGUGGGAGGUUACGCCCAGUACAAGGAUUCUGCGAGGGAGCGGAGAACGGGAAGAGCCCGCUGCUGAAGAGCGGGGACGGGUCCCUCACUCGGGAAUGGCUACCGAUUCAGAGGAGGACGACUCAGAUGAGUGGGUCCUGUUCCCAUUCGCUAGUGCUCCAGUACCAGGAGAGGAGGCUCCUGGCCCUUCCCAUACUGAAUUGGGUGAGAGGAGGGAAGGUCUUGAGGGUCAGAUGGAGAGGCAGCCUACAUUGGUGGGAGAGAGGGUGGAAUCUGAGCGUGAGCCGGAGAGAUCUCGGGUGAGGGAGGACCCCUGUGAGGAAGGGGGUGCGGGUCUGUCAGGUAGACCUGGGGUGUCCGAGACAGUGGGUUCGCAGGUGACGAGGGAGCCCAGUGGGGCAGAAGGGGUAUGGAGAUCUCAGAGGAUUAGGCGCCCCCCGGAGCGGUUGACAUAUGUGGUACCGGGAGAACCGAGUGUGAUUUCUACUGCUCUGGGUAGUUAUGUCAUUGCCUUCUGCACCUGGGUUGGGUUUUGUGUGUUGCAAGAAGCUUUGGGGACCUCUAGUAAUGUCAUGAGGGCAUGACAUUUGCUGGUGGGGAGAGAAUGUACAAUGUCCUGGGUAUGUUACUCAAAAUGGCCUCUUUGGUUUGUUACAAGUAGGAAUGUUUCUUUGUCGGAUAAGUGUUUCUCUAGCCGUUGUUUCACUUUAGAAUGGCUGAUAUGGUAAUUGUAUUCAUUUGUUAAUCAAUGGGGAAUGUCAUUGUGUCUUGUGAUGCUGGGAACUUGGGGGAGGGGUUUUCGCGGGUUUUUUGGGGGAGGCCGAGGAAGACAUGGAAGAAGGUGGACGUGUGCUGGACUGCUCGUAAGACCACCGGGGUGGUCCCAGGUGCGACGGCCGGAUGGGUCGAUUGGUUCGUUGAUUGAGCUCCAACGAGUGCACUAAACAGACUGAACUUUGAUAAGUGGCGCCUUUUGUUUUUUUUCCUUGUGUAUAUAUAUUGUAUUGCUUACUACUCUUUUUAAUUUUAGUAAACUCUUUAAAGUGUAUUUCAUAACGGUAUUUGUUGUGGAUUUGAUACUGUUGGCGGGCUCGAGGCGUAAACUCGAUUCUCACAGCACCUGCGUGUACGGGAGGUGGGUUGGAGAGUGGCUGGAUCCCUUUUUUCCCCUAGACAUAUACCAGCCUGUGGGUAAGUGUUACACUUACAGCGUUGCUCUCACUGUGAUUUCUAACGCCUGCAAAACAACUUCUGCUCAGGUGUGCCUCGUGGUGAGCCCCCACCCUCGCGUUAAUUUCAAACCGGUAUUUUCCCACAAGACGCGGCGAAACCGGAUGUGACGUCAUCGCAUGCCGAUA
Molecule: messenger RNA, 7802 nt
Organism: Hypanus sabinus (Atlantic stingray)
Lineage: Eukaryota; Metazoa; Chordata; Chondrichthyes; Myliobatiformes; Dasyatidae
Exons: 1
Coding region: 1158-7028 (1956 amino acids)
Biological process (GO): DNA integration; proteolysis
Molecular function (GO): aspartic-type endopeptidase activity; nucleic acid binding; zinc ion binding
Source: RefSeq, a predicted model, not a curated record